AUGACGUGGAAGGAUAUUGCGCCUGUGCCUACGGCACAGGAAUUCAUCGACAUCGUUCUUUCACGGACACAACGGCGAUUGCCUACUCAGAUCCGCGCCGGUUUCAAGAUUAGCAGAAUUCGAGCCUUCUACACCCGAAAGGUCAAAUUCACACAGGAGACAUGCAGCGAGAAGCUCGGCCAGAUAGUAUCAAGCUUCCCUGUUCUCACGGAUCAGCACCCUUUCCACCGCGACCUGAUGAACAUCCUCUACGAUGCGGACCACUUCAAGGUUGCUCUCGGUCAGGUCUCGACGGCGAAGCACCUAAUUGAGACCAUCUCUCGCGACUACGUCCGUCUGCUGAAGUACUCGCAAAGUUUGUUCCAAUGCAAACAGCUGAAACGGGCAGCCUUGGGUCGUAUGGCAACACUCAUCAAGCGGUUAAAAGAUCCUCUUCAGUACCUCGACCAGGUGCGCCAGCACUUGGCUAGGUUGCCCGAUAUCAACCCAACCACACGCACUCUCCUAGUUGCUGGCUUUCCGAAUGUUGGGAAAAGCUCUUUCGUCCGAUCUGUGACCAGAGCUGAUACUCCGGUUGAGCCUUAUGCUUUUACAACGAAGAGUUUGUUCGUUGGUCACCUCGACUACAAAUAUCUUCGAUAUCAAGUAAUAGACACUCCGGGAAUCUUGGAUCACCCCUUAGAAGAGAUGAACACAAUUGAAAUGCAGAGUGUUACAGCGCUCGCGCAUCUCAGGGCCGCGGUGCUUUUCUUCAUCGAUAUCAGUGAGCAAUGUGGCUAUUCACUAAAAGCCCAGUGCAACCUCUUCAAGUCGAUCAAACCCCUCUUCGCGAACAAGAUGGUGUUUGUUGUGUUGAACAAGAUGGAUAUCAAGACUUUCGAGGAUUUGGAGCCAGAGAUGCAAGCUGAACUCCAAGAUUUGACAAAGUCAGGCGAGGUGGAGCUGCUGCGUGCUUCUUGCGCCACACAGGACGGCGUGCAGGAAGUCAAGAAUCAUGUCUGCGAGAGGCUACUCGCUGAGCGAGUCUCUCAGAAGCUCAAGGCCGGUACCGCGAGCAACGGAGCUAUGGGAUCUCGUCUCAGCGAGGUCAUGAACCGUAUCCACGUCGCUCAGCCAAUGGGCGGCGUCACCAGGGAGUACUUCAUUCCCGAAGCUGUUAAAACCCUCAAGAAGUACGACAAGAACGACCCCGAAAGGAGAACCUUGGCGAGGGACAUCGAAGAAGCCAAUGGCGGUGCAGGCGUUUUCAACGUCGAUUUAAGGAAAGAUUACAUUCUCGCCGACCCGUCAUGGAAGUAUGACAAGAUCCCUGAAAUCUAUGACGGCAAGAAUGUAUACGAUUACGUCGACCCCGACAUCGAUGCAAAGCUGCAGGCGCUAGAGGAGGAGGAGGAGAGGCUCGAAAAAGAAGGCUUCUACGAAUCCGACGAGGAUAUCGGCGACGAGUCCGAGGAGGAAAUCCUGCAAAAGGCCGAGUACAUCCGCGAAAAGCACAAGCUGAUUCGCAACGAGGCCAAGAUGCGCAAGUCGCUCAAGAACCGUGCCAUCAUUCCCCGCAAGGCCAUCAAGAAGCCCCUCUCCCAGCUUGAGGACCACCUCGACCAGCUGGGCGUCGACACGGAGGAGAUUGGCCUGCGCGGGCGCGCGCAAGCCAUGUCGCGCGGGAGGUCUGUCACUCGCAGCCGCGCCGGCACCGCCGAUCCGGACGCCAUGGACGUGGAUUCCACUUCUGGGGCCACUGCCAAGGAGCGCCUGCGGUCGCUCAGCCGGCCCCGCUCCCGCUCGGUCGCGGCCGUAAACCGCCGCGACGACGGCGUCCAGGACGAGACGGCCCGCUCAAAGGCCGAGAGGCAGGCCAAGCUCAGCCAGAGAAAGAUGAACCGUAUGGCCAGGCAGGGCGAGGCCGACAGGCACAUUGGUGCCUCCAUGCCCAAGCACUUGUUCUCGGGCAAGCGGACUAUUGGCAAGACAUCCCGUCGUUGA
This is a messenger RNA of Canariomyces notabilis, 1983 nucleotides long. RefSeq lists its product as uncharacterized. Gene Ontology annotation, molecular function: GTPase activity; GTP binding; RNA binding. NCBI's taxonomy places the organism in Eukaryota, Fungi, Ascomycota, Sordariomycetes, Sordariales, Chaetomiaceae. Gene Ontology annotation, cellular component: nucleolus. Gene Ontology annotation, biological process: ribosomal large subunit biogenesis. The transcript has 15 exons. The record is from RefSeq and is a predicted model, not a curated record. The coding region runs from base 1 to 1983 and encodes 660 amino acids.